Beauveria bassiana ARSEF 2860 is the source of this 798-nucleotide messenger RNA. RefSeq names its product Putative Zn(II)2Cys6 transcription factor. The record is from RefSeq and is a predicted model, not a curated record. Gene Ontology annotation, cellular component: nucleus. The coding region runs from base 1 to 798 and encodes 265 amino acids. Gene Ontology annotation, biological process: DNA-templated transcription. Gene Ontology annotation, molecular function: DNA binding; zinc ion binding. Lineage: Eukaryota; Fungi; Ascomycota; Sordariomycetes; Hypocreales; Cordycipitaceae. The transcript is spliced from 4 exons.
AUGCUAGCAGUCAUUGACUUCGCCGCCGGCAGCUAUACACAAGCUUGGGUCAAGAUUGGCCUCUCAAUUCGAUUGGCACAGGCCCUGGACUUAUUAUCUGAGCCUAAUCCGUCCCUUCUUUGGUGGGCCAAGGAAGAACGUCGCCGCACGUUUUGGUCUGUCUAUCUCCUCGAUCGAAUAGUGACCAGCAGCCCAGGCCGUUCGCCGUCGAUUCUUGAUGCUGAUUGCAUGCUGAGUCUCCCCGUGGACCAGGCCACACUCGCACCUGGCAUGGCCGGGGCGGAGCGAAUCACCGUGAUGCGCUUACUACAGCACCCACGGGAACUCGGCAAGGUCGGCUACUCGGGGUUCCUUUGCCUAUUGGCUUCUACACUCGGUCGAGUUCAAAGAUACUGCCUGCGCCGGUCCGUAUCAGAAGAGUCGCCACUCCCGUGGGAUUCACAAAGUGAAUUUGCUUCCAUAUACAGCGUUCUUCUUACCUGCGAAGCCUACUCACCGACCGCCAUCGCAGAUUUCGAGGCCGUGCUAGAGGCGGAGAGCUUGAAAAUGGCUGGAGAGCUUAAUCACAACUCUAUGCUCGUCCGUUGGCAGCACUUUCCGCGUCUGGCACGAGCGCUUCAGGAGUUCAAUCCCGAUCCUGCGGCCACGUCGUCAAUGAUCAGUCCUUUUGUACUUACCAAUUUGCCGGAUCAUCCCGAUACAGAUACAAUGUGGAAGUUGCUCGACUAUGGCAAAGCAUCGCAGAACGUGACCGAGCUUGCGUCAACGAGUGGUCAGGGCCUAUCAUUCACCAUUUAA